Camelus dromedarius (Arabian camel) is the source of this 835-nucleotide messenger RNA. RefSeq names its product receptor activity modifying protein 2 (gene RAMP2). Gene Ontology annotation, cellular component: signaling receptor complex; cell surface; membrane. Gene Ontology annotation, biological process: angiogenesis; G protein-coupled receptor signaling pathway; receptor internalization. The transcript has 4 exons. Gene Ontology annotation, molecular function: coreceptor activity. Bases 117 to 650 code for a protein of 177 amino acids. NCBI's taxonomy places the organism in Eukaryota, Metazoa, Chordata, Mammalia, Artiodactyla, Camelidae. The record is from RefSeq and is a predicted model, not a curated record.
CGUCCCAGCCCCUGCGAGGAAGCGGCGCGGCUUCCUGCGGCUAGGGACGGGGAUAUAGGCGCCCCCGCCCCGGCCCGGCUCUGCGCCGCCGCCGCUCCUCGCCUGCUCGCCGCGCGAUGGCCUCGCUCCGGGCGGAGCGCGCCCCCGGAGGCCCGCGGCUCCCCGCGACCCGCGCCGGGCGACCCGCAGCGCUCCGCCUCCUCCUGCUGCUGGGCGCCGUCCUGAAACCCCAGGAGUCCCUAGCUCAGCCUUUUCCCACCCAAGACGACUUAAAGUCAGAAGGAAAAACGGUGGAGGAGAACUAUGAAACAAAAGCCCAACUUUGCUGGCUCUGUUAUAAGGAUCAGAUGGAUUCUAUCGAAAAGGAUUGGUGUGACUGGGCCCUGAUUAGCAGGCCUUAUAGCGCCCUUCAAGAGUGCUUGGAACAGGAAGCAGAGGAGUUCGGCCUGGGCUUCCCCAAUCCCUGGGCAGAACGGAUCAUCUUUGAGACUCACCAGAUCCACUUUGCCAACUGCUCCCUGGUGCAGCCUACCUUCUCAGACCCCCCAGAGGAUGUGCUCCUGGCCAUGAUCAUAACCCCCAUCUGCCUCAUCCCCUUCCUCGUCACCCUUGUGGUGUGGAGGAGUAAAGACAGUGAAGCCCAGGCCUAGGGUGGUGUGAGCUCUUCUGCAGCCAUCUCAUACCUUUCCUCUGCCUCCACCAGCUCUCUCCUCCCCUCCCUACUUCCUUCUCUCAGCCCUACCGCGGAUCUCUAGAUUGGUGGAAAUGGAAGCUGGGUGGGGUCACGGCACACAUUCUGUAAUCUUCAAAAUAAAGUUUGUUUGUUUUUUUUUAA